Epinephelus lanceolatus (giant grouper) is the source of this 1283-nucleotide messenger RNA. RefSeq names its product G patch domain containing 11 (gene gpatch11). NCBI's taxonomy places the organism in Eukaryota, Metazoa, Chordata, Actinopteri, Perciformes, Serranidae. The record is from RefSeq and is a predicted model, not a curated record. Gene Ontology annotation, cellular component: kinetochore. Gene Ontology annotation, molecular function: nucleic acid binding.
ACCAAACAUCCGUGAAGCAAAUAUCAAAGGCACAACCGAAUUAUAAAUUAAGUCUACAGCUGUUCUUUUGUACAUUAAUUCUCUUUUUCGCGGCCGUAAUGUCUGACGAGGAAGAAGACUAUAUGUCUGAUGCAUUUCUCAGUAAAAUACAAGAUGUGAAGCCAGGUGUCAGCAUGGUGAGGCGGGUAAAAGAGGCAAUGAAGAAGGAGACACGACAACAGGAGAUAAACAUUAGAAACCGGCAGAAGACCUUCAAGGAGCAGGAGAAGGAAAGCAGAGAGGCAGCUUUACAAAACUCCAUCAGCAAUGAGAACAAAGGAUUUGCACUUUUGAAGAAAAUGGGUUACAAAGCUGGUCAAGGCCUCGGAAAGGAGGGUGCAGGAAGGGUUGAUCCAAUUCCUCUAAAUAUCAAAACCGACAGAGGUGGCAUUGGAAUGGAAGAGAUGAAGAAAAGAAAAGCAGAGGAGGAACUUGAACAUUAUCGUCAGAAAGUACGAGCCAAGCAACAGAAUGAGACCAAAUCUCUGGAAGAUUUUAGGUCAAGAGUAAGGACAGAGAGAGAGGAGCGAAAGAUUGAAGGAGAUCUCAAAAGGAGUCAGCGAGCCUGUGAGCAGCUGGACAGUCAGAAGGGCAUCACUGCCCCCAGGGAAGACUGGUACUGGCCUAAAGCAGAGACUGAUGAGGAGGAAGAUGCGCUUAAGGAGGAGGAGGAGGAGGAGGAGGAGGAAGAGGAGAUUGUGGAAUUAACUUCCUUUGACAAACUACAAAUUUUGACAUCCUAUUUAAGAGGAAUCCAUUUUUACUGCAUAUGGUGUGGGACCACCUAUAAUGAUGAAGAGGACUUGUGCUCUAACUGUCCUGGGGAUACAGCAGCAGACCACGAUUGAAGUUACAAUUUGUGCAUUAGGUCCUAGGAAAAAAGCGGUAACAGAUGUUUGACCCUAGAAACGUUAUAUGUGGAAGUGAGUGCAGCAUUUUAUAAUGGGAAACAGGGUCGUCACACUUGGCUUUGAUAAGCAAUUGAUGCAAUUAGGUCAUCAGAAGUGGAGGAAUAUUUAUUUAUCAUGCUCAUGUGAAUCUGUUGUCUAUCUCUGGAGGCACUCUCUGUUUAUAGACCCUAACCCUAUUUUGGGGUUGCAGUCUUGAUUUUUCUUUACAUUUACAAAUCCUGUGGAAAUAUAGGGUACCUUUUAAUGUUAAUAUUUUGAAAAGAUGUGCAGAGGUUUUUUAAGACAUGUUUCAAGAGCAAUACCUGUGUUUCCAUUAAAUGUUUAAGAAUCGUA